AUGCCAUUUCCGCUACAUGGCACGAGCUCUGACCCGGCCUCGAACACCCAAGAGACGAGAGUGCUCGUUCUCGGCAGCAAGCGGCGGCGGUUGAACCCCGAAGCGGCGCCAUUCAUCCCAGGAGCCCCCUACCAUGCUCCUCACGACUGGCAUCCUCCGCUCAUCUACCCCAGGUCACCUACAACAGCUGACGGUCAGGCGACGGAGGAAUCAUCCACCCAGGCACAACCCAACUCUGAUCGGCAAGGCUACACGUCGUUCGUGCCGACGACCGUCCCGAUUUCCCAGCCACACACGGGCUCACCACCAGAGGACGCGAGAAGAACACACGAAUCGCCGGAGACAAAACCGGCACACCCGGACGAACCCAGCCCAGCCUCACAGCAGCAACAACCCCGAGACCCAUCGCCCGCCUCCCCGAACUUCCUUAACCCGCACAUCGCCGCAGCAUUGCAGCACCAGCAAGCACAACAGCUCGCAGCGGCGAAAGCGCAAUGGCUCCGCCAAGAAGAAGAGCGGCGCCACGUAGAGCUAUUCUUUUUUGCACAGCGGCGAGAACUAAUGCCCCCCGACACGUUCCAGAAGCAAAACCUGGUCGCCGUGUGGGAACAGCGAUGGCGCGACUAUGAAAAAGAACGGCUCUCCGCGCUGCGAUUCCUCGAAGAGCAACUGCUGCAACAACGCACACAGCGGGAAGAAGGAACUCGGGCCCCGACCAGUCAAGAACAGCAACGUGAAACCCACGAAGACGCAGGGCGCCGCAGCGACCAACAGCUCCAUCCAGAGCACUCCCACCAACCUUUACAGCUCGCAAGGGCGCAAGAGCAUUGGCGCCGCCAAGAACAAGAGCGCCUCUUCCUACAGCAGUUCCUCAAUCAGCAGCGCAGGCGGAUAGAAAAAGAAGGAAGCCCACCCCCGACCGACCCAAACCAACGCGCCGCCGAAGAACUCGUCCGCACCGCGAGAGACUCACAAAACCUGGUCGCCACGGCAGCAGCGCUCGCCAUCUCAGACGGGGCCCCCGACGUGGGCCCCACGCCUGAGGCGCGGAGAGUUCCAUUCCUGGGCUUGAGGAUGGUGGCGCCGACGGCAUGCGGGGAAACAUGCGAAGGGACGAUAUGCGGGAAAACAUGCCCGGGCAUGUGGCUUGCGAGUCGGCGGUUGAAGAACACGUUGGCCAAGGUGCCCAAGCCGGUGAACAGGAGGUUGAAGGUGCGGCGCGGGGCGGGCUGUGAGGGGGAGGAUGUGUAUUCGGAUGAGCCGUCGUUGGAGGGUGGUGAGGAUGAGGGGAGCGAGGAAGAGGCUGGUGAAGAUGAGGGCAGCGAGGAAGAGGUUGGUGUGGAUGAGAGAGGCGAGGAAGGGAACCGGGAGAGCGUCAGCGAUGAAGAGGGUGAUGAAAAAGUUGAAGUGGAGUUCUCGGUUGGUGAGGAUGAGGGAGGCGAGGAAGGGAAUGGGGAGAGCGAUAGCGGUGGAGAGAGAGAGGAUGAAGACAGUGUUGAAUAG
This is a messenger RNA of Parathielavia appendiculata, 1503 nucleotides long. RefSeq lists its product as uncharacterized. Lineage: Eukaryota; Fungi; Ascomycota; Sordariomycetes; Sordariales; Chaetomiaceae. The record is from RefSeq and is a predicted model, not a curated record. The transcript has 2 exons. The coding region runs from base 1 to 1503 and encodes 500 amino acids.